UUUACUCGAACAUGGAGUUAUUGAUUACAUUCAAUAGAAUAAUUAUAGCCAUGUUAACAUGGGCAUUCGAUGCAACAACAUAUGCAAAUGACUAUAACAUCUGUGAUGAAAAAAAUUUUUGCAUAUUCAACUCAACAGAAUGGUUUGAGCCUCGUAACAAAUCUGGUUUCGUUCUAAUAGGUACCGCUCUGAUACUGGCACUCUUCAUUAUACUCAUCAAAGCGCUUCAUACCGCGUCUACAUGGAAUACCAUCAUCAUGGUCCUAACCUUGAUUAUAAUGGUUACCGGUGUUGGAUUAUUGACUUUAUGUGGCUCGUGGAAAGAACAGGUUUUUGCAGCAAUUGUACCAUUCGUAGUAAUGAUCUUGGCUGUCAUAUUGGGUGAAAGAAUGAAAGGUUCAGCAGCAAAAUGGAGAAAACUGUUAUUUUUUGUUUGCUGUGUAUUGUUGACACUUGGAAUCGCCUGCAGCAUUAUAUGUAUCAUCUGCAAGAAUUUGGGUAUGAUGAUAUUUUCUUUUCUAACGGAGAUUAAAUGGUGUGAUAGAACGUUUAUUAUUGCAUUUUUCGUUUUGUCAGCCAUUUGUUGGUGCGAGGCAAUGUUUAUCGUAAUUGCAUUGACAACAUAUUAUUUAAUGAGAAACAUCAAAAAGGAAGAUUACUCAUCGAUUUAUAUGACUUUUAUAUUCGCGUUUGAAUAUCUGAUACUUGUGAUUCUUUCGAAAUUACAUAUCAAUUAUUUCUUGUAUUGUAUUCCUGAAAUCGUGCUGUCUAUUUGGAAGAAAUUAUGAAAAAUGAUUACUACUUGUUCGCUAUUCAAAAAUACAUUGAUCUAUUAAAACGUUUUCCUGAUUGUUUUUUACAUAAUUUGUUACGUGUGAUCACAAACAAUAAUCAGAUUGAUUUGUAAUCGGUGUCCCCUCAGAACUCUAUUGCAAGUUAUUAUUCAUAAUACAGUAAUUAUGGCAUUCAUUGUUUACUUCAUUGCUGUGUUUUUUUAAUCUGAAAUGCGG
Molecule: messenger RNA, 1010 nt
Organism: Schistosoma turkestanicum
Lineage: Eukaryota; Metazoa; Platyhelminthes; Trematoda; Strigeidida; Schistosomatidae
Source: the annotation of a GenBank genome assembly